Messenger RNA from Caenorhabditis angaria, 1794 nucleotides. The record is from the annotation of a GenBank genome assembly. Lineage: Eukaryota; Metazoa; Nematoda; Chromadorea; Rhabditida; Rhabditidae.
AUGUCCAUAUUUUUCACGUCAAUGUGGCCCUAUUUACUCCAACUUGAUCCGAACGCUAAAUUAUCAUUCUUUGGAAUUGUCUUGGCGAGUUUCAGUGUUGGGCAGGCUAUAGGGUCACCGAUUAUUGGAUAUUGGUCGGAGAAAUCUAGAAAGUUCAAGCUACCUAUCGCAACAGGGUUAGGGUUAUGUAUAGCUGGGAAUCUGAUUUAUGGCUUGCUUCCGAUUCUGCAAAACGUGAAAAUUCUCAUAAUCUUGAGUAGGAUACUUAUCGGGUUUGGCUGUGGGAAUCUAUCUGCUCUGCGAGCCUAUGUUUCUGCCUGCUCAACAGAGCAAGAUCGGAAUAAAGCGAUAUCCUACUCAUUUGGCAGUUUUUCAAGUGGCAUGCUCAGCGGACCCAUCCUUCAAUCGAUUUUUGCAAUGACAUUUGGUGAACAUACCUAUCUGAAACUCCUAGAUGCCUACACAACUCCUGCAUUUUUUCUAUCCUCCGCUUUUUCGAUCACAGUUAUUUUGGUUUUCUAUUUUUUCGAUGAUGACAGUUUUGCAGGCGUUAUCUCGGAAACUGGUGUGUUUUUUUCUGAACUCCCAUCUGUCAAAACUUCACGAUAAGAGUUUGCAGAUGAAUCAAAAGUCGAACUUCCCCAAUUCGACAAACUCCCCGCAUUUCUAUGUAUCUUUUUGUGGUUUAUCAUUCAACUGGUUUUCGUUGAGCAGGAAUCAUUGAGCACGGUGUUAACUAUAGCGAUGUACGACUGGACAUCGAAUCAGGCAAUUAUUUAUAACGGGUAUAUUGAGACCCUGUCGUGUUUUAUAACUGUGUCGACUUAUGUGGUGCUAGGAUCAACGAGAAUUGGUGAAAUGUAUGUAGGUUCUAGAAAAAUCUCGAAUUUCAGCAGAACAAUUUCAGAAAUAAGCGGUUCAAUAUUCUGGUCGGAUUGGGGUUAUUUGCCUCAUAUUUUAUUGUGUUGUUACCAUGGCCAGUGUAUAGUGGGAAAUUGGACUAUAACCCGAAUGGUGAGUGAAGGAAGGUUAGGCUAGGUCAGGCCGAUUUUUUUCUGCUAAAAAAUGGGCAUGGCGGAGUGUCGUUUGUUUUUUUUUCUGUGCGCGUUUGCGUCGUGGUGUUUGCACACAUUUGGGAGGCGUUUAUUUAUUUUUUUUUGAAACGUCUUUUCGACCUGAAUCACCUCAUUUUGGAGUGAUUCAGGUCGAAAAAAACUUUAAAAAAAGAGAAAUCUCGAAAAAAACCUAUUUUUUCACUUGAAAAUGUUUUCAAAAAAUAGGAAAAAAUAUAGUUUUUUGACAUUUUCUGAGUCGAAAAUUGUUGUUAAAGUAGUUUUUUUCCGACCUGAAUCACCCCAGCCCACAAAAAAUCCUUAAUCUCAUUUUCUUCCAGUAACCGACGGAGCGUGUACCUAUUCCUGGUGCCCCGAUCUACCACAAGUCCCACUCCCACUCUACCUGUUUGUAUACAUCAUUUGUAAUGGCAUCGCUUUUCCCUUCCUCACCAAUGCCAUCGGAACACUAUUUUCACAAAUUUUGGGGCCGAAACAUCAGGUGAUCAUCUCAUUUUCAGAGAAUUUAUUUUUUAUUUUUUUUUGGGAGGUUCCAGGGUACGAUGCAGGGUGUUUAUGCAUUUUUUGGAAGCCUUGCUAGAAUUCUGGCUCCUCUAAUGUGCACAACACUUUUUGAUGUCUCUGGAUACACGUGGAUCAGUGUCAUUAUUUUAUCUGUAAUAUCUUCUGCCGUAUUUUCAACAAUUAUUCUCUGGAGGAGAAUUAUCCCAAUGCAAAUUGA